CUGAAGGUAUUGGUAAGGGAAACUUUUUGAAUGGAGCUAGUGGUGGUGCUGGACAUGGUGGAAAAGGAGGGUCUGAAUAUUUCAACGGGAGAGAGAGUAUUGGUGGUAGUGAAUAUGGAAAUGCUAUUCUUCCAUGUGAAUUGGGCAGUGGAACUGAGGGCCUUAAUGAGUCAUAUGAGCAUGUUGUUGGAGGCGAGAUGAUUGUGAUGGGAUCUAUUCAGUGGCCACUUUUGAGACUAGAUCUUUAUGGAUCCUUGAGGGCUGAUGGUGAAAGCUUUAGCAAAUCAAUAAAAAGCAGUGAUGGUUCUUUGGUUAGGGGUCUUGGCGGAGGUUAUGGUGGAAUAGUCCUUUUUUUCCUUCAACAAAUUCGGCUCUUGGAAAAUCCUUACUUAUCUGUUGUAGGGGGCAAUGGUGGCCCUAUUGAUGGUGGUGGUGGAGGUGGAGGUCGAAUUCAUUUCCAUUGGUCAAAGAUUAGUAUGGAGGACGAAUAUGUUCCUGUUGCAAGUAUUACUGGCACCAUGAAUAACAGGGGGUGUUACAAGACGGUCUUGUCCAUAUAAAUGUAUAUCAGACAAAGUUGGUCCAAUUUCCAAAUUUAACUCUGGCCUUGUAGUACCUCGCUAUCCUCUAUUGGUAAGUAGCCUUUCUAAACUGAGAUUGCUUUCCUAACUCUUAAAUUAGGUCAAAGUUGGUCCUUAACUCUGCUUCGUUGGAACCCACACAUUUUGAAAAGUUCUGUUGGGUUCUUAGUAGCAUUCGGCAACCGUUUCUUCUUUUCACCUUUCUUUUAAAUAAAAGUACAAAGAAGCUAAUUAGCAAAGGAGUAAAGUCAGAAAUAAUUGUUUGGGUUAUAUUUUAUUAUUUAAUGUUGUUCUUUGUCAUUCUUAUAACUGAUGAACCAUCAACCUUGAAAAUGUUUGGGUUAUAUUUUAUUAUUUAAUGUUGUUUUUUUUCUCUGACUUUCCUAUAUCCCAUGUAUUUAUUUAAGUUUAAUUACUAAUGUAUUUAUUUAAGUUUAAAAGUCAAAGAUACGGGAAGCACAACAAUAUUUUCAUUUCCAGAGUUAAUGUGCAAAUCUUAAAACACCAAGUAUGGUUGUGAUAUGUAUUUUUCUUUAAUGAUUGAAGAGAUCAGAGUAUGUAACUUUAGGUUACUAAGUGGCAUUAUAUGACACUGAUGGUUGUAUUUUUGUUU
This is a messenger RNA of Glycine soja, 1194 nucleotides long. RefSeq lists its product as uncharacterized. The record is from RefSeq and is a predicted model, not a curated record. Bases 198 to 560 code for a protein of 120 amino acids. The transcript is spliced from 3 exons. NCBI's taxonomy places the organism in Eukaryota, Viridiplantae, Streptophyta, Magnoliopsida, Fabales, Fabaceae.